Messenger RNA from Microsporum canis CBS 113480, 2220 nucleotides. RefSeq lists its product as hypothetical. Bases 1 to 2220 code for a protein of 739 amino acids. The transcript has a single exon. Lineage: Eukaryota; Fungi; Ascomycota; Eurotiomycetes; Onygenales; Arthrodermataceae. The record is from RefSeq and is a predicted model, not a curated record.
AUGGCUAGUUCUCCAGACUAUAAGGCCCUCUAUCUGAAGGCUGAGGAAGAGAGAAGAAAUGCAGAAGAAGAAAGGAGAUAUGCAGAAGAAGAAAGAAGAAGAGCAGAAGAGGAGCGGGACCAAGAAAGAGAACGAACGCGGCCAACGGCCUUCCUGGAGUUCCUUCACCUCUGCCAUACCCUCUUCUCAAUGUCCUUACGAGUUGGGCUGCCGUCUCGCUCUACAAAGGGGAAAAUUCCAGCACCUGUGGGGAAGUGUUGUCCGUUACAAGUUUUGCCCUGGGAAGACUGUGCUGUCAGACAACAGCAGAUUUACCGUUAUGUUUGCGCCUAUCUAGAACCUCAAUCACCAGAGCAACCUACGUCACGGCUGUUCACCCCGCGUCUUGCCCUAGAGGAGCUUGGGCAAGUAUUCGGCCGUAGGGCAUUGAGCAGUGAAAAGGAUCUAGAGGGCUACGAGCGAUAUGGGGUGGAGAACCAUGUUCAGAUAAUUAUCUCAGAGCUCUGCAAGAUACCAGCUGCUCGACAACAAUUUGGUCUGGGCGAUGGGGUGUGGUUUGACAAUCAUCCAAACGACCUUGACUCGGAAGCCAGUCAGAUCCAAACAAAGGAAGAUACUUGGCCCUCGAGGCCGGAUCAGUUUUGCAUUCACCGAGUUGAUGGUGAAACCAAUACUCUCUUGACAACAGUUGAGUAUAAGCCGCCUCACAAGCUAUCAGUUGAAAAUCUCCGUGCCGGGCUGCGACCAAUGCAGUUCUGGGAAGAGAUUGUGAGGCCUAAUUCUGUCCCAACAGAAGAGAAGGAGAAAUUAAAGUAUAAUGCGGCCUGGCUCACAGGUUCAGCUCUAGUUCAAGAAUACCAUGUGAUGAUUCAAGAGGGGCUGGAGUACUCCUAUUUGACUAAUGGGAUUGCAUUGGUCCUACUGCACAUUCCCUACGAUAACCCAGAAAUCUUAUACUACUAUCUCUGUGAGCCAAACAAGGAUAUCCGCUCUGAUAAUGAUAUUUCUCAGCAGCCCUUAACCUCCAUUGCGCGGGUGUUAUGUCUUUGUUUAAUGAGUUUUCGCUCCAUGGCCCGCGACCAAGCAUGGAGACAUAGCGCAAAACAACAAGUACCAGAGUGGAAGACAAAUUUUGAUCACACGCUCUCCCAGAUCCCGGAAUCAGAAUUCCGGCAAAACCCACCAGACUCAGAGUAUACUUCUCCAGAAAGUUCCGCGCAUGGAGCUUCAGAGUAUCUCCCGUCAUCCUCUUUUGAAGAACCUACCGAAGGAGAACCUACAGAAGAGCGUUGGAUGUUGACUCGGUCCCGGUCUCGAGCUCAGUGCGCGCCAAAUACGACCCAUCGUGGUGAAUCCCCAGAUUCUGAUAUAGAUACCGCCCCUGGUGGGCGGAAACGUGGCUUCAGCGAGAUAACGUCUUCAUCAUCCCAAUCCAUAGGAGGAUCGCCGAACCAGUCGGGUUCCCAGCAUAAUGAAAGUGGUGGCCGCUACCAACAUAACGCUCAAUUCUGUACUCAGAAAUGUCUGCUUGGAUUGAAACAAAGGGGCAAACUAGAUGAACGCUGCCCGAACGUUGAACUCCAUCGAAGAGACGGAAACGAUAAUCACCUAAUUGAUACCAUAUCCUUGGUUAAACUGAUCAAUCAGCAGCUCGAUAAAAAUCUUGACUUUAACUGCACGCCGAUGGGAGGCUGCGGAUCAACUGGAGCGCCUUUCAAAGUCACCUGCACCGCGUAUGGGUAUACCGUCGUAGGUAAAGGGACUACAUCCAAUCUCUGGGGCACAGUGUCCCGCGAAUCAGAGAUUUACCGCUUUCUAAAGCGGGCACAGGGGUCAGCGAUACCUGUGUUCCUUGGUAAAAUUGAUCUAGCUAUGACCUACUUCCUACAUGGAGCUGGAAGUAUCCGCCAUAUGCUACUCAUGGGCUGGGCAGGUAAACAUAUCGAUAGGGAAAAGUAUGACAAGGUAGUCAAGCGAGAAAUUUCAAGAUCUAAGAAAGAGAUUAUAUCCCUAGGAGUAUUACACCAGGACCUUCGGCUAGAAAACAUUUUGUGGAAUGCAGAGCUCAACCGGGCGCUAAUCAUUGACUUUGAAUAUUCUCAACUGGACCCGCGAUUCUUAACCAAGCGACCAAGGCAUCUGAAAGGCAAGCCUGCGUUACGGAAGAGAUUAAAUCAAAAGGAAGAGGAGGGCGGGCGAAAACGACUAUGUGUGGCCUAA